This is a messenger RNA of Sebastes umbrosus (honeycomb rockfish), 1957 nucleotides long. RefSeq names its product 14-3-3 protein beta/alpha-1-like. The transcript has 6 exons. Gene Ontology annotation, cellular component: cytoplasm. Bases 149 to 892 code for a protein of 247 amino acids. Gene Ontology annotation, biological process: signal transduction. The record is from RefSeq and is a predicted model, not a curated record. NCBI's taxonomy places the organism in Eukaryota, Metazoa, Chordata, Actinopteri, Perciformes, Sebastidae.
CCCCCCCUCCCCCUGUUCCGGCCGUGCCUUGGACUGGUGUGAUUGGAGGGAAACCCCGUGGACUGCAUUCACACAGACUGCCUGAGAGAAUCAGCUGUAUCGUGGCACGUCGAAAUCACUGCUAUCCGCCAGUACCCAGUGAGCAGUCAUGACCGAGCAAGCAUGCCCAAACCCACUGGUGCAAAAGGCCAAGCUGGCCGAGCAGGCUGAGCGCUAUGAUGACAUGGCUGCUACAAUGAAGGCUGUGACAGAGGAGAGCGAUAAGCUGUCAAACGAGGAGCGUAACCUGCUGUCAGUGGCCUACAAGAAUGUGGUGGGUGCCCGCCGCUCCUCGUGGCGUGUGGUGUCCAGCAUUGAACACAAGGCCGACGGCGAAAAGAGGAAGACCAUGGCCAAAGUGUACCGGGAAAAGAUUGAGAAAGAGCUGAAAGAUAUCUGCAAAGAUGUGCUGAGUCUCUUGGACGAUCAUCUCAUUUUGAAAGCCGAUCAACCAGAGAGCAAAGUCUUCUAUUUGAAAAUGAAAGGAGACUACUUCCGCUACUUGGCUGAGGUGGCUACAGACGAAGAGCGGACAGCUAUCAUGGAAAACUCAAAGCUGGCCUACCAAGGUGCCUUUGAUAUCAGCAAAGAGCAAAUGCAGCCCACGCACCCAAUCCGUCUCGGUCUUGCCCUCAACUUCUCAGUUUUCUACUAUGAGAUCCUCAACUCACCUGAGGAGGCCUGCACGCUGGCUAAAACUGCUUUCGAUGAUGCCAUUGCGGAGCUCGAUGCACUGAGUGAAGAUUCGUACAAAGACAGUACACUAAUCAUGCAGCUACUGAGAGACAACUUGACACUGUGGACCUCUGAUACCCAGGCUGAGCCAGAGGACGAUCCGGAGCAGAAAGAUUGAGCCCGACCCCCACAGUCAUCCCUGUCUACCUGCCAUCAUCCCGGUUCAUCUUCAACAUGAUCAUCAACACUGAGACCACCUUAUUAUUAUCAUCAUUGUCGUCCAAUUCUCUCCAUCAUUUUUCUAUUUAGUUCUCUCAACACUCACCUCAUUCCUAUCGGUUUACUAUUCCUUCUUUUGUAGUAACUGUGGGGAAAGGAGAUGGGGAGGGGAGGGUAAGUUUUAAAUUGCGUGGCAGGGGAGGGUCCAUGUGGAAGGGUAAAGUGUGUUUGGGGUUGGUUGCUUGUCUGCUGACCUUUCUUUUUGUGUGUGGGAGCAAUAGGGUUGUUGCAUUAUUGAGGUGGUGGGUGAGAGGGCAUGUUCUCAACUCAUGAAACAUGCAGCUGGUUGAGCUUUUAGAGUCCGAAAACAGUUAUACUGCGCGUGUAUCCUAUUCAUGUUAACAGUCCUGUUCUUGAUUAACACCAUCUUUGGAUGAUACAUCUGUGGUUUCCCAACAUGAGGCGUUGGCUCCUCACACCUUAGGAGACAGCAGCUGUUAGUCUGUACUUGGCAGGAGGAAUGACAGCAGAGGUAAAGACGGGAGAGUGCUGGAGACAAGAGGGCAAGGUUUUGUUGGAACACAACGGUUACAUUCCAUUUACUGUCAGUUGCUCAACUUUCUACUCUUUAUUAUUUUGUUUUCGGGUGACCUGCUUUUGUAUUUCUAUGUAUCAAUUACGAGGUAUAGAAAACUUUGAAGAACAAGAGCACACAAGCUUGUUGUUUUUAUGAGCACAACAGUUUAAAAAAAAUCCCACGUGCUUAUCUAGUUACUGCUUUUUCAAAUUUAAGAUUUUUAUUUGAUUUGUCUUUUAUUCUCCUUUUUUUUCUUUCAAUACUUGCCUAAACUGCAUGUUGGUAAGAAGUAGUUUGUGGAGAUGUAAGGAUGGUUGUUGUCGGGCGGGCUAGCUUUGUUCAUGUCUUUGGAAUUUUCAUACAGAACACCCAAGCAUAACUGUUAUUUGGGGAGAAAUGUGUAAUUUCAUGUAAGUGGAAUAAAAAAAAAUAAUUUAAAAGUUUAAA